This is a messenger RNA of Solanum pennellii, 1794 nucleotides long. RefSeq names its product probable serine incorporator. Gene Ontology annotation, cellular component: membrane. Lineage: Eukaryota; Viridiplantae; Streptophyta; Magnoliopsida; Solanales; Solanaceae. The transcript has 13 exons. The record is from RefSeq and is a predicted model, not a curated record. The coding region runs from base 200 to 1447 and encodes 415 amino acids.
ACUUUUUCCAUGGCUCGAAACUCUUGACCUUUUGAUGCAUGUAGCAAUAACUUUAUCAGUUACGACAACGCUCCCCUUUCUUAUAAGGAGCCUCAUUCUCUCUCACAUGCUUUAGAGUGUCUAGCUUACUUGAACUCAAAGUCUUAAACUCACACCUUCACCUCUAUCUUCAAGAAAAUUAACAAAAGGUUGAAGCAAGAUGGUAGAAGAUAAAAUAGAUGACAAUGAGGUAGAACAAUGGGGAGAAUCUCCUGUAGUGUUGUUACAACAGAAGAGUAUGGAAUAUUCAAUUAUAAGCAAGAGGUCAUCGAGAGCUCGUUAUUCCUAUGGCAUUAUAUUCUUGAUUACAAAUCUUAUAGCUUGGUUUGUCCGCGAUUAUGGUGAAAGAAUUCUUCCUCUGCUUCAUUACUCAAAAGCAUGUGGGGAUGGCGGAAGUGAAUGUUCUCAUACGAUGGGGGUUCUUCGUGUGAGUUUAGGUUGUUUUAUUUUCUUUUUAGUAAUGUUUCUUACGACAUGUUUCACAAGCAAGUUGUAUGAUGUUCGCAAUGUAUGGCAUUCUAGCUGGUGGAUUUUGAAGUUUCUCAUGUUGAUCAUUUUUACGGUGAUUCCAUUUUUCGUCCCCUCAGAUUACAUCCAGUUAUAUGGUGAAUUUGCUCGAGUAGGUGCAGGGGUUUUUCUCAUCCUCCAGUUAAUAAGUGUGAUCGAGUUCAUCACGUGGUGGAAUAACUAUUGGAUGCCUGAUGAACGAAAGAAACAAAGCUGCUCCCUUGGUUUAUUCAUGUCAACAGUCUGUUACAUCGCUUCCAUUUGUGGAAUUCUCGUGAUGUAUGUGCUUUACGCCUCCAAAACAUCGUGCAUUCUGAACAUAUUCUUCAUCUCCUGGACUGCAAUUCUGUUGGUAGUAAUGAUGGCUGUAUCUUUACACUCUAAGGUAAAUAGGGGACUUUUGUCUUCAGGGAUUAUGGCUUCUUAUGUUGUUUUUCUGUGUUGGAGUGCUAUUCGAAGUGAGCCCGCCACUCAGAAAUGCAGCUCUCAGCAACAAAACAACGCGCAUGGUGGUUGGACUACUGUAAUCGGCUUCUUGAUUGCUAUAUGUGCAAUCGUCAUGGCAACGUUCUCCACUGGCAUCGACUCACAAACAUUUCAGUUUCGCAAGGAUAAAGUUCAAUCGGAGGAUGAUGUUCCCUACAAGUAUGGCUUCUUCCACUUAGUGUUCUCCUUAGGAGCCAUGUACUUUGCUAUGCUAUUCAUCAGUUGGAAUCUUGAUGGUUUGCCUCGAAAAUGGAGUAUUGAUGUUGGUUGGGCUAGUACAUGGGUAAAGAUAGUGAAUGAAUGGUUUGCUGCUACAAUAUAUUUGUGGAAAUUAAUAUUGCCAGUAGUGAGACAAACAAAAGUGAUGGAUCAUGAAGAGACAGAACAACAAAUGGACAACUCAACUUCAGUGUGAUUUUUGUUGCGUAUCGUACGUUGUUCGGACUCUUCAAAAAUUUCAACAGUUAUGCUUAUGUAUCAUCGAAUGCUUCAAAAAUCGUAUCGUUUUUGGAUAAUAAGUCACAAGGUGGCAAAAUGUGUAAAAUGAACCACCAAGGGAUAAGAAAAUUUUCAUGUUAUAAAAUAAUUUAUGGGUAAAGAUUCAAAAUUUACAUGAACUAAUUAUUAUCACCCUUCAUUUACCCAUUUUACCACUUUUUUGUGUUAAGCAUUUGUAAUUUUUUUUUUAAAAUGUAAUUGUAGAUUCUUUCUUAUUAUCAUGGGAAAUUUGAUGAAUAAUAAAAUCCCCCUAUUCUUUUUGUU